Aspergillus homomorphus CBS 101889 is the source of this 1566-nucleotide messenger RNA. Its product is annotated as lactate 2-monooxygenase. The record is from RefSeq and is a predicted model, not a curated record. The coding region runs from base 57 to 1265 and encodes 402 amino acids. NCBI's taxonomy places the organism in Eukaryota, Fungi, Ascomycota, Eurotiomycetes, Eurotiales, Aspergillaceae. The transcript has a single exon. Gene Ontology annotation, molecular function: FMN binding; oxidoreductase activity.
AUAGAACCCCUUCCAUCACACGCACCACAUAUAUCACCCAAGCAAGCAAACCAAAGAUGGCCCAACCAAACCCCACACCCUUCACCUACGAAAACACGAUAUACAGCAACGGGCUGGAAGACACACGACCACCGUUCCCUCCGCACCCACACGACUGGGAACCACUGGCGCAGUCGCGCCUCUCCGCCGACAGCUUCGGCUACGUGCACGGCUCCGCAGGGACCGGCCAAACGGAAGCAAACAACCGACACGCAUUCACCAAAUGGGGGAUCGUGCCCUCGCGACUAGUGCCAUCCGAGUACCCAGACCUGCGCGUAACGCUCUUCGGCGAAGAAUACCCGUAUCCGAUCGCGCUGGCACCGGUAGGGGUACAGCGGAUCUUCCACCGGGACGGGGAGGCGGCGGUGGCGCGCGCCGCAGCGGCCGAGAGCGUGCCGUACAUCUACUCGACGGCGGCGUCGACGAGCGUCGAGGACGUGGCGCAGGCGUCUGGGGACGGGAAACGCUGGUUCCAGCUGUACUGGCCGCUGAACGAGAACAAUGACAUCACAGCUAGUCUGCUGCAGCGUGCCCAGAACGCUGGCUAUAAGGUGCUGGUCGUCACGCUCGAUACCUAUAUCCUUGGCUGGCGGCCGAGUGAUCUCGGGAAUGCGUAUAAUCCGUUCCUGCGCCCGGAUAACAUCGGAGUGGAGUUAGGGUUGACGGACCCGGUGUAUCGGCGGAAGUUCAGGGAGAAGCAUGGGAAGGAGGUCGAGGAGGAUAUGGGCACCGCGGCGAGGGAGUGGGCGCAUACUGUGUUCCCGGGGAAGAGUCAUGGGUGGGAGGAUUUGAAGUUUCUGAAGGAGCAUUGGAAGGGUCCUAUUGUCUUGAAGGGGAUCCAGAGUGUGCGCGAUGCGCAGCUGGCUGUGCAGCAUGGGAUGGAUGGCAUUGUGGUGUCGAAUCAUGGCGGUAGGCAGCAGGAUGGCGGCGUUGGGUCGCUGGAUGUCUUGCCUGAGAUUGUCGAUGCCGUCGGCGAGCAGAUUGAGGUUCUCUUUGAUUCCGGCGUGCGCUGUGGUGCCGAUGUUGUUAAGGCGUUGGCGCUCGGGGCUAAGAUGGUGCUCAUCGGCAGGCCGUAUGUCUAUGGCCUGGCAAUGGGCGGCCAGGCUGGUGUCAGCCAUGUUGUGAAGUGUUUGCUGGGCGAUAUCGACUUGAGUUUGCAUCUGUCGGGGGUGCCCUCGGUCAGGAAAGAGCACCUGAACCGUUCCAUUUUGAGGGAGUUGAAGUGAGCGCAAGCGGUGGAUUUACGUUACUAGAUAGUUCAUAAUAGAUCUUUUGCCAAGUUCCACACGAACAAGUUUGCAUACUAGAGUUUAUUGCUGGUGGGGAGGGAGGAAUUGGUUAUGGAGAGCAUGAUGUACACAAGGUUUUAUCUGGUCCAAAGGAUAAGGCGCAUUGGGAAGCUGAAGAAAAAGGGGGGCCCGGGGGUCCUCCCCCGGAACGUUGUUCUUGGAGUGGUAUAUAUUAGUUGUGAGGGUGAUACAAGCUGGGAAGCUGGGAAGUUGAAAGGGUUAAAAAUAAGAGACCGUC